Messenger RNA from Aquila chrysaetos chrysaetos, 3942 nucleotides. It is a transcript of the gene MKS1, whose product is annotated as MKS transition zone complex subunit 1. Gene Ontology annotation, biological process: cilium assembly. Gene Ontology annotation, cellular component: MKS complex. Lineage: Eukaryota; Metazoa; Chordata; Aves; Accipitriformes; Accipitridae. Bases 296 to 1513 code for a protein of 405 amino acids. The record is from RefSeq and is a predicted model, not a curated record. The transcript is spliced from 16 exons.
GCUCUCCGCAGCCUGCCCAGGCGCCCCGGACGAGGAGGAAGAGGAGGCCGAGGUGGGGUGGCAGGAGAAGCUCUUCAGCCAGUUUGAGGUGGAUCUGUACCAAAAUGAAUCAGCCUGCCAGACUCCCCUGGACUGGCAGUACCAUGAGGAGAUCUUGAAACUGGAGAAGGCUGGAGGUCGGAAGAACUAUCGCAUCUUCACCUACACGGAUCAUGACCGAUUCACCAACCUAGAGGAGCACUGCCAGAAGGUAACUGACUCAGAUCAUGAGGUACCAUCGUAUCUGGCAGAGAGGAUGGCCAAUGUGAGAAGGAGAAGACAAGACCGUAGGCCAGUAGAAGCAAGUUCUCUGAAGUCAAAAAUCAUCACCUGGGAACCCUCAGAAGAAUUUAUAAAGAACAAUCAUGUGAUUAACACUCCUGUCCAGACUAUGUACAUCAUGGGGGACUUGGGACCUUAUGGGAAGCUUGGUCACAGGGAGUAUGAACAUGUUCUUUGCACAAUCAAGGUGGAUGGCAAUGGGGUGAUCACAGUGAAGCCUGACUUUACUGGCACCAAAGGAGCCUACCGGAACGAAUUGGAUGGAGAGAAGAGAGAGGUGUGGAAAUACACCAUUGAGAAUGCGUCUGUCCAAUUGCAGCCAGAGGAGGAGGAAAGUGAGCAGCACAUGUUCAGAGGUCUGUACAGUCGGCACAAGGAAUACCUCAGCGGUCUCGUAGGCUCAGAAUUUGAAACGACUCUUCCUGGUACACUGCGGCUUUUUGUGAAUGGAGAAAUAGUUUCAGCUCAAGGCUAUGAGUAUGACAACCUCUAUGUCCAUUUCUUCCUGGAGCUACCUAACCAGUGGUCAAGCCCUGCGUUCCAGCAGCUAUCAGGAGUGACACAGACCUGUGCCACCAAGACAGUGGGCUGGGAAAACGUGGCAUACUUCUGCUACCCCUUCACUUUGGAGAUGUUUUUCACCCAAGAAGACGAAUUUGCAGACAGUCUCCCUCAGUGGCCUGUUCUCUACUUUGAGGUCCUCUCCCUGGAUUUCUGGCAGAGGUAUCGCGUUGAAGGAUAUGGUUCCUUGGUGCUGCCAGCCUCUCCAGGUCUCCACAUGCUCACCAUCCCUACCUGGCGCCCUGUGGAGCUGGGGACAGUUGCUGAGCUGAGGAGAUUUUUCAUUGGUGGAUCUCCUGAGCUGGAGGACAUAACCUACGUCAGGAUACCAUCAACCUUCAAGGGAGAGCGUCUGAGCCGCUUUGGUUUUCGCACAGAGACAACAGGGAGUGUCACGUUCCGGCUUUACUGCCUGCAGCAGUCUAAAGCCUUUCUGGAAACCAGUGCCCUGAGGCAGCGCGUGCGGAGUGUACUGGACCGGCUUGGAGGCUUCAGCCAGCAGAGCUCUGUCUACAACGUUUUGGAGGCUUUCCAGAGGGCACGGCGCCGGAUGCAGGAAGCACGCGAGAGCCUUCCUCAGGACCUCAUCAGCACCUCUGCCUCCACUGUGCACCAGUCACAGGAACCAUGAUUGACCACCUCCACUGCCUGGGAGCAUUUAGCAUCUUCUCUCUGACACGAGCUCCCGUUGUUCAGUAGGAGUCACAGUGCUGGUGCCUGGAAGCUUUCGAAGCCCUUCCUUUGUCGUUUUCCUUGGGUGGGGGAAGGAGUCUGUAACACAUCCAGACCCAGAAUCUUUGCAUUUCCAUGGGAACCUGUGGAAGGAGCACCAUUUCUUCAAGGCAUUUUGUUAACCAGGCCCUAACAACACAGCCAAUUAUCCACAUUUUUGCUGAGCAGACUAAAAUACUGACAUGGGACCUGUGAACCCUUUAACACCUUUUCAGGAAUUGAAUAGUAAAUGAUUAGAAAAAUUUCAAGUCUACAUAACUUGGUAGAUUUAGUUUUCUUCCUAAAGAAGAGGGUGAUGUUGAAGGUCAAGGCAUGAAUGCUGUUUGAGAUUUAAUGAAAUGAGUAGAUAACUUCUUGAGAAGUGCUGAUAAUCAUUGUCAGCAUUUGUAGCUAUGGGUCAGUCAAUACUAAAAUGAAUCUGUUCCACCUGUGCCUUAAGAUUGAUUCAUUCCUAGAGAGAAAGCUCUCUGCCACAUAUAAUAUACGAAAGCAAAGCAAAGGAGUGAUGUUUGACAGAUUGAGAACUGGAGAAAAGGGUUACAUUCUGUAUUGCCUUGUGUGUGCUCAUAACAUUUCUGGCUCUGCAGUGAUGAGCAGGAGGAUUCUUUGCUCAAGAAUACAACUGAAAAUACACAUUCCCCUUAGUUCAUAGCAGAACUUUGGCUGGGGCUGGACAGUUUGCAGACAACGAGAGCAGAUUAUAUCAUUUGCACAUCAGCUGAACUUUGAACUGUUCAAGCUGUUCCUUUGAGCUACAGUUCAUUGUUCCAUCUCUGAUUGCAGUACACUGCAUUGCUUCCUGGGGAAUCCUGUGUGUACCUGUUUUUUACCCAGUUUCUUCUGUUCAUUUCUCAGACUUUUUUUUUUCUUCCCUGUUUUUGUUCCUGUCUCAAGUUCACAGAAGCGAGGCUACCUGCAGACUGACAGUGCUGUGUUGAUUUGUGCACGAGUCAUAUUUCCAUGUGUUCUCCUCUGCUCCUAACACAAAGGAUAGGAAGAAAAGUCUCAGGCUGAGAUCAUGCAGGUCUGAAUGUGUCUGUAAAGUUAGAAUUCACAGGCAGAAUAUGAAAUAGGAAUUGGCCUUCCUCCUUUUGCUCUGCACAUUCCUUCUUCACAGGGAGCAUGAGACUCAUGGCUGCAGCAAUGUGUGUGAUUGUUAGAACAUCCCCCUCUUCCCUGCUGCUCCGUUGUCUUCCUCACUCCCUUCUUGCCAUUUUGAUCCUGUCCCAGCCUUCACUGGGAAAACCAAACUCCUAGCUUUGUUCCUCCUUCACCUUUGUUGUAAUUCCUAGAUCUGUUUGGCAGCUUGAAUGUGUCUGGCAGUUUCAAUUGUAAAAGGAUUUUUGCUCACCUUCCUCGCCUGCUACCCCUCCUUUUUGAUGGAAAAGUGUGUAUUAGAUAGCAUGGCCUGUUAAGCAGAGCACAGUGUCCUUGGCCUCGAGCUGGAUGUUGUAUCUUGUGCAUGAGUCAGUUCUCCACUUAGGCUUUUGAUGUGAUGGCUGUGAAGGCACAGGCCCAGUUCUGGAGGACCAGAUUUCAGGUGUGUCUGCUAUCGUGGUCUUUAGUGAUCUAGGCAUGUUUCACCAGAGAUUGACCCACUCAGUGCUCAGGAUGAAAAGCAUUCACUGAGUAUGUAGCACUUGCUAUCUCUUUUUUUUUAUCAUAAUUCACGUCAUGGCCCUGUAUGUUUAUUGCAUGCUAUCUAAGCAAUACUUAAUUUCCUUCUGGGUGUUUCUGUUGUGCUUAUCACUAAUAGCUGAAUUGCAUGUCUCUGAAACCCUUUUCAGGAUUGAGUUACAAGGUCAAGAGAAUAUUCUUUUUAUCAAUAAAGUAACAAAACACCUUUCUGAUUGAGAUGAUGCCAAAAGCAGAUCCUGUUAGAGAGUGGACUCUUCUGAUUAUAAGAUCAGGUUCCCAACUCGUGCUCAUUGCUCAGCACAUUUUUAUGGCAGGAUUUGGUGUAUUGAGUGUUGAGAUUACACAGAGGCACAGUAAGGUUUACAUAAUGAUACUAGUUUUGCUAGUUAAAACUCUGAAUAGUGUAAAAUCUUACAGAAACUCGAGAGCAAAAUUUGAAAAUAAAAAAUUAUCAUAACCAAAGAAGUAAUUCUUCCAAAGUAAGAUAUUGUUAGCAGUUUUUCACCUUCAUACUUCCAGCCUCCUUUGCCUGACAGAACAAAAUGGUGCUCGUAAAAGGUGUUUUGGAGAAAGCCUUCAGCAAAUGUUCUUUGAAUAUGCCCUUUUAUAAAUGAAACUAGCAAAUUUCCAUAUACAUGUACAUGUAUGAAAAUGUCACUGAUCUUUUAAUAAAAACUGGCAUUUGGUGCA